Molecule: messenger RNA, 615 nt
Organism: Helobdella robusta
Lineage: Eukaryota; Metazoa; Annelida; Clitellata; Rhynchobdellida; Glossiphoniidae
Exons: 3
Coding region: 1-615 (204 amino acids)
Source: RefSeq, a predicted model, not a curated record
AUGGCUCCAACGUUGUCCACAAGGUCGACGGCCGCAUCGGUCUCUGGUGAUCCUCUCGACCUGGAUUACUCUGGUGUUUUUGACAAGCUGACGGCCGUGCUGAAAUGUGUACCGGUGUACGACCAUAUUCCUAAGCCAUGCAGGGAGAAGUUCGCACAUGAUCUGAACGCCUUGCUGACGGCUGUUUGUAAUGACCCUGGUGACCCGGCUCACUGGGGCAAUCUGGUCAACAAGCGUCUAAGCGAAUAUUCAACUAUUGGUCUUGAAACCCUGGUACUGUGCUUUGAUGGGUUCAAUAAUGCCAAAUCACAAAAGCACAACCCCGAUCGGUGGAUCAACGCUGUGUCAUCUUGUAUUGAACAGGGAAACCUGUCCUCGGCUGUCAGACUUGUCUGUUCGCCGGAGGGCCUGGCGGAGAGCUUGCCAGCCACUUUUGAUAAAUUAUGUUCCAUCCACCCAAAAAUUCCGGUGGACAGGCGGGUCUUCCCCGCAUUGACACCAACGGCUGGUUGCGUUUCUCCCGCCGAGGUGGUUCUUCUGGAGGCCUGGAUGGCCUACGACCUCAGCACCUUAAAGAUGUUUUUUCAGGCCCCUUGCCAAUUGAUGACACACUAA